Messenger RNA from Cantharellus anzutake, 1964 nucleotides. RefSeq lists its product as uncharacterized. NCBI's taxonomy places the organism in Eukaryota, Fungi, Basidiomycota, Agaricomycetes, Cantharellales, Hydnaceae. The record is from RefSeq and is a predicted model, not a curated record. Bases 54 to 1688 code for a protein of 544 amino acids. The transcript is spliced from 3 exons.
UUUAAUUUUUUUGGUCUCUGAAUAAUUCUCUCGGUCGGCCCCUUGUGGACCUUAUGGCUCGCUCUGCAGCUAUCCGCUCUCGAAUUGAAGCGUUUGAGAACGGAAAGCCAAUUCCCAUACUGUCAGAAAGCCCACCUAAUAAUUCAUGGACGUUUGUGUCGAAGCCACGCCAAGUUUCGCCACUCGAUGAACUGCUCUCUCCCUGGGCGAACACCGUUGCCCUCACGACGCCCAGCCCUACCAUGACUCCAACGCCGCCUCGCUCGAGGUCGCCGUCCAUUUUAGGUAGAAAGUCUUCACUAGUCGACGUCAGUGAAAUUGCAUCCCUCGUGUCCUCGGCGCCUUCAUCUUUGAAGAGUACAAGCGAACAUCUAUUUGGCGUGAGGUCAUCUCCUCCAGCAAAAGUCCCUCCCCCGGUCCCGCCAAGAUACCCUGGGCUUAUUGUUUCUUCUCUAUAUCCUAGUCCCACCUCAUCUAAGUCGGCAGGAUCUGAGUUCGCACUAAAUAAGGACUCCCCUUCCUCGAAUGACGAAAGCCGUAACCCCUCCCCCCCUUCGAUCCCUUCUACAAGCAAGCCACCCCUACCACCUCGUAGACCAGAUGCUGCCAUUGCGGACGACAUUCCCGGUGCCAUACCGAAUUUAUACCCUCAGGACCGUAACAUGUCGGAUACUUCUGCCAGCCCAGCUUACACACCAUCAUUUUCACAGGUCGAACCCGAGCCUCAACCAAUGUUCGGCCUGAUACCGCCUCGGCCCGGUCACGCGCAUGCCAACUCCACAUCAUCAUUCCAAUCAGUGUCACUUUCGGACAGUACUGGAGGUGACAUGACAGAUUCGAAGGACUCGCCCUCAGAAACUCCGUCACGUUCCGUUGCUGAAACGGUUGCUGCGCUCAAUCGAAUGGAUAAUACGAGAGAUCGAAAUUCGAAUCCAGUCCCAGAAAAUCCAUCCAUCGUUGUCCCUUACGCUCCUCGCUUACCUCCUCGAAGACGAGGGACGCAAGGGGUGGUAGCUAGUUCAGCUCCGCAACCAACCCCACCUGCGGCACCAUCAAUUGUGAAAUCCAAACCGGCCCCUCCCCCACGCCCAGCGCCACUGAAGGGCCUCACACCCGGCUACAACUUCCCUUCCGUACAAAUUCCUUCUCUCUCCAUCCGUCGGGUCGCUCCGCCUCUUCCAUCCGUCCCCUCCAUCUCGCUCACGAACAUGCGGACUUCUGGGUUCAAUUCCUCUUCACCUUCUGGUUUUUCAUAUCCCCCUAUCCUACCCUCGUCAAAUACACCGAUAACAUCAGCAUCUUCGGGGAAAAAUGAUGACAGCGCAUUACUCAGUGAGGGUCCCGUACCUUCGGCCAAUCGGAUCCGUUACGAGGCCCUUUUCGAGAGGAAUCUCUCCCCUCCGCGACAGACUGGGAGACAUGUCGAGUCGCCUUCCUCGUCAUCCUCGUCAUCACGAGGUAGCGGGUGGAGAAAUGUAUCAGCUGCUGUAGGUGGGAGGUUACCUGGGUACGUUGUCAAGCGGAUCUGGCUGUGUUCGAAGCUCGACCGUUCUUUCCUGCGGCGUCUUUGGGCCGAACUGGAUAAGGAGGGCAAUGGUGCCUUGGACAAGGAGUCAUUCGUACGAGGCUUAUGGAGAAUAGAUGCCGAACUCAGUAAAAGUCGGAGGUCGCGGAAAUCCUUGCGCUAAUUGCCUGACGCUUGGCGCUUUUCCGACUUACCUGGAUUCUGAUGCAUUUCGGGUACUUCGAGCAAUACCCGGGAUGCGUAAACUGUUCGCUGCUUCUGAUCUUUCUUUACCAACUUUAGACCCAAGUAAUAUGUUUGAUUCGGCUCAGUGCGACGUCUAUAGAUGUAUUUACUGUUAAAAAUGCUGUGUGGAGUGCAGAAUAUUUUGGCUAUAGUCCUCGUCCUCGCCGGUCGUAUAUCUGCGUCAACAAUCCCAUGACGCCCCCGUUUGCUAGCU